AUGAAACAGCAGGUACUAGCUCUCUCCACGGCUAUUUGUCGUGGCCGACCAUUAGUCACAAAUUACGUGCUAAGCCAGCAUCGCUUCACGUCUUCGUCGAGUGCUAAGACGGACUCUGGGGACAAAUCAGCCAAUGCAGCGGGCAGUGCAAAAAAGAAAGAAGGCUUUGACAAGCUGAAGAAGACACACAAGAGCAUGGCUGACGCUGAUGAGGAAAUGCGGCGAGCGAUGGAGAAUCUAGCAGGAGAUGGGGGAGAGUCUGGAGUCGAGCUAGAGGACGGCAAGCCUGUUGCCAUGAAGCGAGGCGUCCGGGAAAACAUGUUCAGAUAUAUCUGA
This is a messenger RNA of Fonsecaea multimorphosa CBS 102226, 336 nucleotides long. RefSeq lists its product as uncharacterized. The coding region runs from base 1 to 336 and encodes 111 amino acids. NCBI's taxonomy places the organism in Eukaryota, Fungi, Ascomycota, Eurotiomycetes, Chaetothyriales, Herpotrichiellaceae. The record is from RefSeq and is a predicted model, not a curated record. The transcript has a single exon.